Molecule: messenger RNA, 1751 nt
Organism: Amoebophrya sp. A120
Lineage: Eukaryota; Dinophyceae; Syndiniales; Amoebophryaceae
Source: the annotation of a GenBank genome assembly
GUCAUAUGUGCCAACGUGUUGAAGUUGUUUUCCGGAAUUGAAGGCUGUUACUUUCCGGAACAGAAGCGCGACAGCGACGAGCAGGUAGACACGGAACUGGAGCGCCAACAUCAACUUUUUGGAGGUAGUGCCCGGUGCGUGGACCACCGCAGCGAUGUUGCCAUUUUAUGGGGCUUUUCAGGAUUGGUGUUGUACUUGAGACACGUCUUGCCCGAGUUCAACAUGCUAGAAGAAGGCACAACUUCGAGCAAAAGGAAAGCAAACACUUCUACCAUCUGCUUCCACGGGGAACUUGCCGUUGUUUUGCAAAAGAAGCUGAAAGGUUUCUUGAAACGAAUUCGAGGCUGCAAAGGCGAACAAACUGCACCAGUGGGAGAUGAGACCCAUGACGAAGCUGGACGGAGCCUGGUUCUCCUCCUCAAGUUUAUGGGGCAGCUGUUUUUGGUCCAGGCGCUGCCCUUGAAAGUGAUACACACUCUAUCAGAGGUGAAGAAAAAGAAGUGUUUGUGUUUUAGCAUUGUAAACGAUAGUGGUCUAGUCAUCUUGAGGUGUAGCAACGACUUGCAGCGUUUUCCAGCAUGGACUCACGGUACUACUACUUAUGCACGACAAAUUUGGGCCGCGCGUUUGCGCCAUCUCAUGCGUAGUUUUUACUGCAUGCCAUUUUUCAUUUCCGUUUACAACGUUCCACGCUCUUUCUUUUUGCUGCCAUAAGCUGCGCUGGAAAACGUGUUAGAGCUCAAGGAGGGCGGAGAAAGUGAAAGCAGAGGAGCGGGAACAAGUACGACUACUACAACACCUAAGUCAGGAGCUUCAGAAAUCUCCACGACCAAAGAACGGGUUUUACCCGAAGCGCAAGUAGUCGGCGCGUGCGAGCUCUUCAUAACGAUCGGGUACACGCUGCAGAACAGGAUCACCACCCGGCCGACCUACCAGCAGGCCUUCACGUCCGGUUUAACCGAGGCUGUCGCUGCCAGUGCCAGGAAAGACCUGUUACCAAACUCCUUUGCCAAACUUCAGGCUCUCCACGAGAGCAGAAGUCCGGCGGAUCCGAACGAGUACCAGUACAGUGAGCGGUGCCGGGUUAAAAUACAGAUUGUGCUGGACUGGCUCCUGGAGGGAAACGGAAAGUGGUUUUGAACACAUAGCAGAACUAUGUUGUGCAGCUCUUGCAAGAAGCGUCGCAACUGCUACAUCCUAAAGUCGGCAGAGGAAGCCGAGCCCGCCCGUGGUAAACGAUUACGCCAGCGAGAACCGCGAAAAAGCCGUCUCCGUCUCCGUGAUCGCGAAGUAAAAAAUAUUUGAGAUCACCUUCGCCGGCGCAUGGCCGGCACAGCAUGUGAAGAAUGUGGUGUAGUUGGAAGAGGACAACUACGAAAGUAACAGAUCGAAAUCCAAGAACUUCCUCCGGAAUGCCUUCGCGCUGCGCACAAAAGAAAAAGUGAAAAAAAUGGAAACGGAAGAAACUGUAACUGGGCAGCAAUCGAUUUUUUGCUUGCUCGGAACACGAUGCCGAGGAACAGUGAAUCCAUUUUUUGUUGUGAAGGCUCAAAAAAAAAUCACAUGGUAGUGAAAUAAAAGCGAUGCUGAUGUAAGAACACUCAUGAAUGGGUGCCUUGGAAAAAGGCACUUACGAAUGUUGGAGUAUUUUUCGAAGAUGAUAACACUUCACUUCAUGAACCAGAAAACUUGAAAUUCAAUUUUCGGAUUGAAAUUGACACUAAGAAUGAGUAAGAAAGACGAAGCAGAAU